This is a messenger RNA of Thlaspi arvense, 2160 nucleotides long. Lineage: Eukaryota; Viridiplantae; Streptophyta; Magnoliopsida; Brassicales; Brassicaceae. The record is from the annotation of a GenBank genome assembly.
AUUUAAAACUAACAAAUUUCCAAAUGAAAAACAUAAAUUUAUGAUUUAACACAAACCGAAGAAAAACCCCAAUUACUCACACAAACACCAAUUCUCAGAGAAAAAAAAAGCAAAAGCAAAAGCCUUUUAGUUUCUCCUUCGUCUUCUUCACUUUCCUCUGGGAAAAAAACAAAGAAAAACACAAAAUUCUCCGGCCAUGGAUCCCGACGAUCCGACUUCCAUAGUCUUUACAAAGAUCAGAACUUUAGAACCAGAGAACGCUCCCAAAAUCAUUGGCUAUUUUCUCCUGCAAGACAUGGAACAGAGUGAUUUGAUUCGUAUUGCUUUUGGCCCUGACACUCUCUUACAGACUUUCUGCCGGAAAGCCAAAUCCGAUUUGGGUCUUUCCUCCAACGGUUUCUCACACAACCCUACUUCGAGACCCAUCAAUAUCCAUCGCCAGCCAUUGUCUCAGUCUUCUCCAAGGAACGGGUUUUUGGAGUUUUCGAGAAACCCUAACCCUUUGUCUCCUUCCUUAACUUCGGGAACUCUCAACACUAACCCUAACUUCGACUCUAGCCCAUUUCGUGACGGCUCAUCGCUCAUCGCCUCUUCUUCCGGAGAUUUCGUCGAUGAGCAACUACAACAGCGGCAACUGAGUAACCACUUUUCGUUUCUCAACGACGAAGAUCCAUUUGCUAACUUUCACAAGAGGAGCUUCUCUGCAAACGACGUUUGCCUCGAAUCAGAGGAACCAGGGUUUGGAGGAGGCGGUUAUCGGUUUCCACAGGCCGGUUUAGGUGAUGAUUUCGGUUCCUCUGGUGAUUUUCGGUCUCCGAGUGAGAGGGGUUAUGAUUGUUUACAGAGAGAGGAGAUGAUGCUGAUGAAGUUAGCUCAGCAACAGAGAAUGGCUGCUGCUCGAUUCCUCCUGCAAACACAAGGAUCAGGACAGUUUGGAGAAGAAGGUGGUCACUAUUACAGUCCAGGGAGGCAUGAGAGAGAUGAUUCAGUCUCUAGACAGAUUUACUUGACAUUUCCAUCUGAAAGCUCAUUCACCGACACAGACGUCUCCUGUUACUUCAGCAAUUUUGGAACUGUGGAAGACGUGAGGAUUCCAUAUCAGCAGCAGAGGAUGUAUGGGUUUGUUACUUUUGCUAAUGCCGAAACUGUGAGAACCAUAUUGGCUCGAGGAAACCCUCAUUUCAUCUGUGACUCACGCGUGCUCGUUAAACCCUACAAGGAGAAAGGAAAAAUCCUUCACAUCAAGAGGCAACAGCAGCAACUGCAGCAGCUGAUAGAGAGAGGGAACUAUUCUCCUUCGUCAAGUCCCUCUGGAAUGGAUCUAUAUGACUGUCACUUGGGACCAAGGAUGUUUUCAAACAGCACACAUGAGAUGCUGAGAAGAAAAGCCGAGCAAGAAGCUGAUUUACAACAAGCCAUAGAAGUAGAACUCCAAAGAAGAAGGUUCUUGAAUCUGCAAUUGCCCGACCUCGAGAACGAACCUAUUCACCAUCUCCACCGUAGUCUUUCUAUAGGCUCUCGCGCUCAUUUCCCGCCUCGAUUCAAUCAAAGUCUUCUCUUUCAACCAGAAAACAACAUUGGAGAAACCACGGAAGGUGAUAAUCAUCUUCAGCUAGGAGCAAACAGCAACGAAGAACGUGGUUACAGUAAUGAUUUGUACAACGGGCAAGAGACGGAUCUGGAGAAUACUCUUCCUGAGAGUUUGUUUGGUUCCCCCAAAAAGUCUGACGAAAACCACCAAACAAAGUUUGACACCGAGCAAGACAAGGCAGCUUCAUCAGAACAAUCAGCGUAGCAAUGGAUCAUACAGGCAGAAAGAAGCAAGUGUAUGAGUGGAAAGAAAGGUAGAGACUAAUGAAAGAAGAAGGUUAAAAGAGAUCAAUUUUUUAGGAUAAUAUGUCAUCUACAAAUAGGAUAUUACUACUAACCUCGACAACAUAUGGAUACUCAGAGAUCAACACAGUAACUGAGACUCACUUGUAGGUUACCUUUUUUUUUGUUGGCUUUGAAUAUCGGAUCCAAGUUCUGGUUAUGGGCAAAAGCUGCAUCUGUUACUUUACCAAGUUGUACCAUGAUUGUAUAAAAUGCAUGUGUUUUCUUCUUGGAGCUAUUUGUAUAGAAAUGUUGAAAUUUUAAGUAAAGGUGGACCUUUUAACCAAA